Molecule: messenger RNA, 786 nt
Organism: Cetraspora pellucida
Lineage: Eukaryota; Fungi; Glomeromycota; Glomeromycetes; Diversisporales; Gigasporaceae
Source: the annotation of a GenBank genome assembly
AUGUCUGUCACAAUUAAGGAGACCCUUUACGUUAAGCCAGCCAGGCCAACAAAAUAUGUUCAAAUUCCGCUUUCUAAUUGUGAUAUUACCUUGCCACCAGUUUAUGUCGGGCCCAUUUAUUUUUUUAAAAAUGUUUUAAAGAAAGAUAAUUUUAUGAACAUUCAAAAACUUUUAGCAUCACUUGGGGAUGUGUUAAACGAUUAUUAUCCUCUGGCUGGUACACUUAAAAGUGCGCCCAAUGGUAGUUAUAUCAUCGACUGUAAUGAUCGUGGCGUUCAAUUUAUCAUUGCUGAGUGUUCUGACAUUACAAUCAAUCAACUUGAAGAAAAGAAUUGGGAACAUGCGGUUAUUCCUUACGGAUUAUUGCAAUCAGGAACAAUAGCUAAUGAAAUUGAUCCAAUCCUAUCUAUAAUACAACACACUACUUUUGUUGAUGGUUCCGUAGCCCUUGGAUUUGCCAUACAUCAUUAUAUUAUGGAUGGUACUGGUCUUUUUACUUUUAUUAAAAAUUGGGGACUAAGAGCUCGUUUAGAACAGAUUGACCCACCUAUCCAUGAUCGAAGUUUGCUAAAAGGAAGUGGUAACACUUCUACAUAUGUUCCUGACGAAUAUGUUUUGAUGGAACCAACUGAAAAUUUUUUUUCAAAUGCACAAAAGUCACUUAAGAAUUUGUCUUCAUUAACUACCAAAAUUUUUCGCUUUAGUCAAGAUGAUCUUAAAAGAUUACGUGAUUAUUAUUCUGUUGGUAUUCCUAAUGGGAGUUGGAUUUCAACAAAUGAUGCACUU